AUGGCGGUGUCGCAGCACAUGCUAGGGGUAUUUUAUGUGAAAAGUACCCCGAGAAGUCUGCGGAAUGGAUUCUCAGGGACAGAGCUUUCUCACAAAUCCUCUACCUCCUCUGCCAAGGCGGGCACACAGAAAUCCUCCUCUUAUAAAUCCUCUACCAAGGUGGGCACACAGAAAUCCUCCUCUCAUAAAUUCUCUACCAAGAAGGGAACACAGAAUUUCUCCUCUCACAAAUCCUCUAUCUCCUCUGCCAAGCCUGCAGCUCAGUAUAACCGCGACAGCUUCGGUCGCAGCUUUCUGCCGCACGUUGGAUCCAUCACUGCCGCACGGCUUUACCAACACUGGUCGGCUGAUGCUCUGGUACUCCGAAACGUCAGGCUGGAGACAUCAUGUCUGGUUUUAACACACUCAGCCGUAAUACAGAAGAUAUCAUGUCUACAACAAAAUGGCUUCAUCUGCCAGACAGAGAGGCAGAGCUGUAACAUGGAGCCAACCCACCAGUUCAUGACUUCUAGAGGAGAGGAGCAUGUGAAGAGCAAUAAGAAGAACAUAAGAAAAACAAAGAGAUCAGUGGAAUCAGAUUCAGAUAUUCCUGAUCUCCUGAACAUGGCACAGCAGCUUGCUAAUACCCCAACAAUAGGAGGAAACAACCUAACAGUAUGUAGUACACAUUAUUACCACAUUGAGUUGUUUGUUCUAGUGCAACAAACAGAAGUCUAG
Messenger RNA from Pseudophryne corroboree (corroboree frog), 717 nucleotides. RefSeq lists its product as uncharacterized. NCBI's taxonomy places the organism in Eukaryota, Metazoa, Chordata, Amphibia, Anura, Myobatrachidae. The transcript has 6 exons. The record is from RefSeq and is a predicted model, not a curated record. The coding region runs from base 1 to 717 and encodes 238 amino acids.